CAGAUAUUCAAAAAUGUUUCAUAAACGAUCAGUGCUUUCUUGAUUUUUUGUGCAUCAGUUUCUAAUGUAUUAUAAUGUCUAAGUUAGUGAGUUUGAGUGACACAGUGUAUUAUUCAAUACGGGACAAAUGGUACAUGUUGAAAUCUUACACGCGGACGGGCACAGACGGUGGAGGGGAUGGCGGCACCCUGGAUAUGGGCAGCCGCUCCUCGCUCCACACCGGCCUGCACAUGUCAGAGGACGAGCAUUGGGAGAUGAACUACCAUGAGGCGGCCAUUUAUUUAGAAGAAGGUCUUAACAACGAGAAGUUCGACUCGCAUCCGUCGAGCCCGGAGGAGCUGCCGGCGUACUUGCGGGUCCACAACCCCUGGUACCACGGGCUGGACUUACUAGCAUCACUAGUUUUGAUACUAUUGGCCUUCACUGAGGACCCGGCUGUGCCUACGUUUGAGCUUCCAGUAUGGGCGCACGGCACGAUAGAGCUGAUGGCGCUGACGGUGAUCGGCAUCGAGCUGCACCUCAAGCUGAAGUGGAUCGGCUGGAGCACCAUCCUCAAACACAAGAGGACUAUGAUAAAGGGUAUAACCCUGCUGAUAAUGGUGCUGGAGGCAGUGGUGGUGGUGUGCCGGCAGUCUUCCCACUUCAGAGUGACGCGGGCGCUGCGGCCCAUAUUCCUGGUGGACACGCGGCACUGCGGCGGCGUGAGGCGGUUCAUACGGCAGAUACUGCAGAGUCUACCGCCCAUUAUUGAUAUGUUAGGGUUACUGAUGUUCUUCGUGGCGACGUACUCGCUGCUCGGGUACUAUCUGUUCUCGGAGCAUGUCGACAACGGACACUUCAAGACCAUCAGCGAUUCGUUUGUCAGCAUGUUUGUUUUACUAACCACGGCCAAUUUCCCAGACGUUAUGAUGCCGUCGUACGCCAAGUCCAAGUGGUACGCGCUGUUCUUCAUACUGUACAUCAUCACCGUCCUCUACGUGCUCAUGAACUUGAUGUUGGCCGUAGUUUACGAAGCGUUCACUCGCAUCGAGCGCGAGAAGUGUCGCGCCUUGCUCCUGCACCGUCGACGCGCCACUCGCCACGCCUUCCGCCUGCUGGUCUCUCGCCGGGCUCCCCUGGCCGUCAGACUGCGGCACUUCGCCGGCCUGGUGCGACGAUACGCACCACGAUACUCCUCGUUGGACGUGCUGCUAAUGUUCAAGCAGUUGAACCAGUCUGGUUCGGGAGGGUUGUCGAGGGCAGAGUUCGCGAAUGUGUACGAGGUGUUCGCGUUGCGGUGGGCCGCUCAGACGACGAGGGCGCCGUGGUAUGCGCGGUCGAAGAUCGAGCCGCUGGCGAGAGCGGCGUCCGCGUUGACACGGUCGCCGCAUUUUGAGCAUUUCAUAUACGCGCUGAUCGUGUGUAACGGCAUCGCGAUGGUGGCGCGCGUGCUGGAGGCGGCGGGCGGCCUGCAGGACAGCGCGCGCCUGCUGUGCGCCUCCUGGGACACCUGGCUCUUCCUCUCGCUGUUCCUCCUGGAGGCAUGUAUCCGCAUGCUGGCGUUGGGCCUGGGCGCGUACCUGGAGAGCGGGUGGAACGUGUUCGACCUGAGCGUGACGCUGCUGGCGCUGAUGGGCGCCGUGCUGCUCUCCAUCGCGCCCAAACUGUUCAUCGUCGUUAUAUUCAGGCCGCUGAGGUUAAUGCGUCUGUACAAGCUGAAGAAGCGUUACCGCGACGUGUUCGGCACGCUGGUGCUGCUGUCGCCGCUGAUGUCCUCCGCCGGCUGCGUGAUGCUCGUCAUGUACUACUUCUUCGCGAUCAUAGGGAUGGAGCUCUUCGCCUCGUACGACUUGAAGAAUUGUUGCAUCAACACAACCGUCGAAGACUUCUACAAAUACUCAUCAAAUGGUUCAACAACGCUCGGCUACUACUACCUGAACAACUUCGAGAACAUUCUGACGUCAGGCGUGACGUUGUUCGAGCUGACGGUUGUGAACAACUGGUUUAUACUGAUGAACGCGUACGCAAGUGUCGCGGGACAGUUUACCAGACUGUAUUUUAUGGUAUUCUACCUGUUCACGAUGGUGGUGUUGACGAUCGUGGUGGCGAGCGUGCUCGAGGCUUUCCGCUUCAGGAUACAAUACAAGAGGAGCACCACCAAGAGAGACGAGGAGAAGUUGUUGCACGAAGAGGUGCAUACGAGUUGGGAAGAGGCGCAAAGUUUGGGCGCUAGCGGAGACCUCGCGGAGGACCUGAGGCCGUACCUUCCGCCAGGGAUUGAAGUAACGUUCAUCGGCUCAAGGCCGAGGACGAAGGAAGUCCUGCAGAGGAGGAUGUAUCAGACGGAGAUACAGAAGUGGCUCGCGGAGGAGGACGAGAUUGAGGGUCUACCCCCCUCAACAACGGUGACAUCAAGCGAGGAUCCGCUCGCCCCCCCACUGAUCCACCAACCAGAUAACGAGCCCAACCACCAAGUCCGCGCUGGCUACCAGUUGUAGAACAUGAUCAACCUGGCCCUCUACCACAGGCUCAUGUUCAUAUGGGACGCGAUAAAGACUUUAUGAUGAUACAUCCGCGGGUGGAUGUUUGUGUGAGCAUGUUGAAGUGUUAAACAUCUGGAUUGACUCAUGUUGGCUGAAUGGUUUUAGUUUCUUUGCAUAAAAAUCUUGUAGACUAUUUGAUAGGGUGAUGGUCUCUAUGGCAGAGAGGUCUUUGUCAUCUUGUGCAAAAAAAUAACCAAGGAAUUUUUUAACAUUAUUAUAUUGGUAAUUGCCAAGUUUUAAAAAUCAUGGCCUCUUAAGUCUAACUUUAAGACUAUAUCUAAAUGAACAAGUUUAAUUUCAUAUUUUUUUCAACUAUCCACAGUAGGAACAUCAAAACUAGUAACAAUGGACAUAGAACAGAGGUAUAGCUUUUAAAGGUAUGAAACAUCCACAAACCGCGGUAUUGAGUCAUUUAGCAUAAAAGCUGAUAAAAAAUAGUAAAGAUCGAAUAUUUAUUGUGUGUACCUAUUUGUGUUAUUAUAGGCAGCUUAUUACGAUUAAGGCUGAUUUUUCAAUCAGUUGAAAGUUAUUCUUAAAAUAAAAUGUAUCCCAGACAAAUAAAAAAUACACUUGCUUGAAUAAAAUAGGUUAACAGUUUGACUCUUCUAUUCAACCAGGUUAUAAUUUAUUUACGGCAGAUUUUAAGAAACGAUUCCCAUUUCAAUCUCCCAUUCGAUCUCGGAAAUAAACAAACCAAAAUAAGUCAUUUAUAAACAAAAAAUAUUUUUUUCUGAUUGGCUUAUUUCCGCAAUGGAUUGUAAAAAAGAUAUGAUUGUUUAUAAAAAACGGCGGUUGAUAAGUAACUUUGUUGAAUUUUUGAAAAAUCAGUCUUAAAAAUAUUAAACGGCAGCUAAACAUACUCACCGAGAUUAGUCGCUUGAGUCUCGUAUCAAAGAUUUUUUUAUUGUAUAUUGCCUAUGAAGCAUUCCUGUGACAGAGUAAGAGAGAGAAAGAUGCGUAAAACAGCUGGUGUGAAAGAGAUAGAUACAUGCUUCUCCUUCGUUCGAUAUUUAGAUAGUAUUUCACAGGUAUUUUUGAAAUAAUGGUAUUAAAAUGAUAUUUCUGAUAACAAUGAGAUUAUAGAAAGAUUUAAAAAACGCUGAGCGUAAUGCGUGAUAAUUAAUGCUUUUUUAAAAUUAUGCUUGAUUUAAUUUGAAGUACAUUUAAUUCCACUAAUAGCAUAAUAAAUUGCCAUUAAUACUUCGCAUAGUUAGUUAUAUUUUAAAAUUGGAAUAAAAUUGUGAUAAUGGAAUACUUUAAGGAUGGGACGAUACUAUUAAUUUUAUCGAUUUUUUUUUAAAUUACCUUUGUUUUCAUAAUUACUUAUGAUUAUGUCGAUGAAAUAUAUCGAUACUUGAUUCAUCUAUAGCUAAAAGUGUAGUCUGAAUUUUUUUUGGUUUAGAAUAUUCAACAGAUCUUUUAAACUUAACAUUUCAUCUAGUUAGUGCUUAGAGUUCACGUAUUAGAUAGUAAGCCACUGGAAAAUACCCUUAUAAAUUAUUAACCUUAUAAAUCAAUGGUUAAAAUAAUUUAUUUUUGAGUAUGAUUGUUUGUGUGUCAGCUACUUCACUGUGAUAGACGUUUGAAAUGUUAGAUGAACAAUUUUAUUUUCGCGUAGAGUAAACGUAGUUAGUCCCAUGAAAUAUUAUUAUUAGACUCCGAUUUUACGUUCAGAAACGUUUAGUAUUUUUAGCAAGGUGGUAUAAGAAUUUGUUAUAUUAGCUAGUAAUAUGUCACAAUAAUGUACGGUUCGGUUCGAUGUCUUACAGGGUAGUCGAAUAGAAGAGUACUCGGGUAUCGAGUAAUAAUAGUGUAAGUAAAGCUCUACGUAUAUAAUUUAAUCAACUAAUCGCUAACCAAAGUGAAAAUAAUUUAUCUAAAUGUUAAUGUAUUAUAAAACGUAAAAGUAAAUAACUUUAGAGAAUUAAAUAAAUCAUAUGCAUAAUUUAGAACAAGUAUAUAACACUGUGGCUAUAGAAAACCAUAUAAUACUUUAUCGACAAUAAUACGUCGAUUGAUUGAAUAAAUUAUAAACAUUAAUAUGAAAUCGAGAGGGUUUGAGUAAGUUUCUCCUUUAGUGAUAAAUUGCCUUUGUAGAGCAUAAGUUGUGCAUUGCGCGAGUGAUUUCAGCAUUCUAAACUAUUUAAGUGUUGUAGGAGCCAAAUACGAGGGGUGUAAUAUUAAGACCAGAGACAUGCGCCUUUUAGCGGUAACAGCGGAGUGAAGUGUCGAUAAAUAAUAUUCAAAAGUUUAUUACUGGGUUCAUACAUUUUCUCUUGUUUAAAGUGAUAUUUCGGACAGUUAUGCCGACCAUGUAUAGUUACUAAAUAAUGUUACGUUACAGUCAGUAAAUAAUAAUUUGCGAGCCACUAAGAUAUGAAAUAGAUUAAAUUCCGACGCGUCAGUAAGUGAACGAGUUAUUAAUUAGGCAAAAUGAUAAGUGUACCUAGUGAUUACAUAAUCUGUAUUAUAUUAUGUAUACAGAAGAGAAUUUUUUGUCGUUUUAGCUAAAAUGUUCGCAAUUAAGGCAUUUUCUUCCCUCUUAAUAGCCUUUGGUGGCCAGAUUAUAUGCAAUGAAAGCUAUAAAUAUGCAUAAUAUCCAUUACAUUUUUAAAACAUGUAAGUCAAUACGCCAAACUCUGAAUGUAGUCCUGUCACUAAGAAUUCGCGGUUAGAAAAUAGCCGCCAUAGAUAGAAUAAUAGAUGUUCGAUAAUGUAAAAUAUAGUCAUUAUUGUGAUAAGUAUUAAUGUUAUGGACCAUAAAGCGAAUUAUGUACUGUUUUAUUUUUUUAGUACAUUUUUAAUUUUGACCAAAUAAUGUUUGUGACGUCUAAUUAUUUUGUAAUGUUUUACUCACUGUUGUGUUAUUUCAGUAUUAAACUAGAUUCUUUUUAAAUUAUUGUUUUGAUAAGUUAUAAUUUAUGUGACUACCAUAAAAGUAAUGUAUUUGCCAUUUAUGUAAUAUCGAUAGAUCAUUUCAUCGACACGGCCACAUCACACCGGGUUUUUUUUUCACAAAAUAGAUAAAUAGAAUGAUAUAAAACAUUUGAUAUAUUUUUUAUAGAUUAAUAUCAAAUAGCUAUCUACAAUAUUCAUUAGCUUGAUAUAUUUUGGAAGUAUGUAUAUCUAUCGAAAUUAUAAUAAAUGGCAUCUUUGUGAAUCGAAAUUAUUUUUAAAUCCAUUUUAUUAGCUAUUUAUUUGAAUUAAGAACACCGAUUAGUUAGGGCUUAGAUGUGUCAUUAACUAAUAAAUGUGAAAAUUAGCUCUAAUAAUGUAUGUAUAGUUGAAUGGUGCUUUCGCUUAUACAAGCAAUCUAAAGAAUCGUAAAUAGAGGAAUGUAGUCAGUAUUGCAAUAAUAUUAUAGAUUGUCAAAAGAUAGGUAGCUAUGCACUUAGGUCUGGGGUAAAAAUAAUCAUAAAAAAAUAGAUAGGUAUACUAUUUUAUUUGCGCUUACGCAUGAGGAUUCCAAACUUGGCUGGAUAAUUUUCUUGUCUUUUUAAAGUCUGUAAUUAGAUAAAAAUAUUUAUUUUGACAAUUUAUAAAUUUAUUGACUUUAUCUUAGAAUGACCCCGGUAAUAGGAAAUUGAAAAAACUUAGAACGUAGUCCAUAGAUGUUUGUUUUUAAUUCAUAAACAAGAUAGGGCAAUUAUAGGAGGUGUGAAGACAAAAAAGGUCUUUUCGUGAAUAAGCUGGUAUAAAAAAAUCUCGACUUGUUUGAAACAAAUUAUUUUCCAUAGAUUUAUAUCACAAAACAUAUUUAUUAAUAGAGUCCAUAUUUCAAUAAUUUUAACAAAUUAGAAAAAGAUAGAAAUUUCUGGGUUUAUGAAAGAUAGCUAGACAAAAGUACAACACCUCAUUUCUUUUUAUUAGUAUUUCGCUGAAUCGUAAUCUAUUUUUUUUCUUUUAUUUAUGCUGUGAUGUCUUCCAUUAAAUAUAAAAUAAUUUAUUUCAUUAUAUCAUUCAGACCCAAUAUAUUUUUUAUUUGAAGUAACUUUUUUAUUUUAUUCUUAAUACACGAAAUAUUGUUCUUUCAUGAAAUUUGCCUGUCAACUUUUAAGCAAAAUUCGUUAGGUCUAAACUCGAAUCUAGUUUUGUAGUUUAUUAUAAAAACAUAUUGCCCAAUUAAAAUCAAUAUGAGUAUUGACACAGCAUUUUUCUCCAAUCCUCAGUUCAAGUACUCAGGUCAAACCACUGAGUUUGCUAUUUGCAUUUUAUUUGUCUGAAACUGACAACCGAAUAGGCUUGCUUCCUAGUACAUUGGCGGAAAACUUCUGGCGCGUUCUUUAAGCUUGCAUCCCUACCUACCCUGUCUCCGGGAUGGCGUGACCGUAUGAUAAUAAAUAUCUGUCUAUUAUGUCUGACAAUAAGCGAAUUAUGUGUUUUUGUUGUUUAUAGUUCAGUUAUCCCAAAAUAUAAAGCUAUUAUGUUCAUCGUCACUUAUUUGUGUUGAAAUACUUACUGGCUCUAGUUUUUUUAAUUACUGUGCCAACACUUAAAAAGAGUUCAACACUGCCAUCGGUACUGCCCUAAUAUUUAUACUAUAUUAUCUUUUGUCUCAAUGUAAAUAUUAUUAAUUGUAUCAAGUUUUAAAAAAGGUAUUUUUUAUUAUGAGCACGAUAACUCAAGGCAUUAUUUGAAUAUUAACUUAAAAAAAAACUCAAAUUGGUCGGUAGCGAAAUAUUGAACCUAAUUUAAACCUUAAGAAACAUUCUGUCAAAAUUGAAAAUACAAUAGAUAGUAGCGCGAAAUAUCCCAUUUAUAUUCGAAUUAAGAAUCCAUUCUUAUUAAACGCCUUGCGCCAUCUAUUUUUCAACUUAUGUUUGUUGAUUCCCACCAGCUGUUAUGGUUAAUUUAUCAUGGUAAAACUCUUGUAAAACCAUAGUUUAAAUGAAUUCUGGUGUAUUUUGGACACAUUUAAGUGACGAUCAAAGCUUCGAGUUGUACAAACUGGGCUAAUUGUUACAAUAUUAAGUUUUGUAUGUUGUAUUUCACAUCGUUGAACAGCAAGUGUGUAUGUUGAGUUAAUUUAUUGUGGAAUAAAUGCACUUUUAGGUAA
Manduca sexta (tobacco hornworm) is the source of this 7578-nucleotide messenger RNA. RefSeq names its product two pore calcium channel protein 1. NCBI's taxonomy places the organism in Eukaryota, Metazoa, Arthropoda, Insecta, Lepidoptera, Sphingidae. Gene Ontology annotation, biological process: monoatomic ion transport; transmembrane transport. Gene Ontology annotation, molecular function: voltage-gated channel activity; monoatomic ion channel activity. The transcript is spliced from 17 exons. The coding region runs from base 75 to 2477 and encodes 800 amino acids. The record is from RefSeq and is a predicted model, not a curated record. Gene Ontology annotation, cellular component: lysosomal membrane; endosome membrane.